Exophiala spinifera is the source of this 1125-nucleotide messenger RNA. RefSeq lists its product as uncharacterized. Gene Ontology annotation, molecular function: hydrolase activity, hydrolyzing O-glycosyl compounds. Gene Ontology annotation, biological process: glucan catabolic process. The record is from RefSeq and is a predicted model, not a curated record. Bases 1 to 1125 code for a protein of 374 amino acids. The transcript has a single exon. Lineage: Eukaryota; Fungi; Ascomycota; Eurotiomycetes; Chaetothyriales; Herpotrichiellaceae.
AUGAUUUCUCACAUGAGUACCGCAGGGGUAUUUGCCCUUGUCUUUUGCGACAUCUCACAGGCUAUCGAUCUAGUCGUGCCUACAUAUUCUAUGGUCAGAAAUUACACAGGCCCAAGCAUCUAUCAGAACUUUGACUUCUUCUCUGACCAUGACCCUUCCAAUAGUUUCGCCACAUACGUCGAUCUAACUGACGCAAACAGCUCUGGUUUAGCUGGAUAUCAGAGCUCCAAAGACGAGCCUGGCCCCGUUUACCUUGGUGUUGACCAUCAAACUAUCACACCAAACGGGCGACCAAGUGUACGACUCGAAGGACAGGACACAUUUAACCAUUCCCUCAUCGUGGCAGACAUCCAUCAUAUGCCAUGGGGUUGCGGCACAUGGCCAGCUUUUUGGCUUCUUGGACAGGGUACCGACUGGCCCAAGGCCGGCGAGAUAGAUAUAAUUGAGGGUAUAAAUAACCAGAGUGUCAGCAUCAUGGCUCUCCACACAAAGAAAGGGGUUUUUGUCGGCAACUUGACUAGCGCGUAUGCGGGCAACACACAGAUGGCCGGGACCUUCACCAACCUGGACUGCAACCUUGACAGUGGUGGAACGACCGGCUGCGCAGCCAAGGCAUCCUGGAAGAACUAUGGUGCUGAAUACAAUGCCCAGGGUGGUGGCGUGGUGGUCACGGAAAUCACGAGCGAUGCAAUCAGCAUCUGGUCAUUUCCUCGAGACAGAAUACCACAAGAUGUUCUAUCGGGCAGACCAAACCCGCAUCCGCUUUACAACGGCAGUCAAUGGGGUCCUCCAGAAGCAAAAUUCGUUCCAGCCUUCAACAGCUCGUUCGACGACCACUUUUUCAACCUCAAGCCGAUCUUCAACACGGCUUUCUGUGGUCCAUGGAUCGACGGAUUGUGGAACGCGAGCGAGUGUGCUUCUUUGGCCCCGACGUGCUCCGAAUAUGUGUCAAACAACCCAGCCGCUUUCUCCGAUGCGUAUUGGGCUAUUGGAGGGAUUCAGGUGUACGAACCCAUUAUGAAUACCACCUCUGGUCCUCAAGCAUUCAACUCCUCUACGUCACAGCCUAACUCGACUUAUGACAGGAAGUGCCGUGGUCAUUCAGAAGACUUCAAAUCAUACUGA